Molecule: messenger RNA, 2075 nt
Organism: Cannabis sativa
Lineage: Eukaryota; Viridiplantae; Streptophyta; Magnoliopsida; Rosales; Cannabaceae
Product: F-box/kelch-repeat protein At3g27150
Exons: 2
Coding region: 434-1762 (442 amino acids)
Cellular component (GO): cytosol
Molecular function (GO): protein binding
Source: RefSeq, a predicted model, not a curated record
UAGUAGUAUUAGUGCUAUACUCCUAGUACUAGUACUAUGGUGGUGAUGGUGAUAAUAAUAUAAUAAUAAUAUUGUUAUUAUAAUUAUUAUAGUACAAUAGAGAAAAGUACCAAAAACUAAGCAUAAAGUCUUCUUCUCCACCAGAUUGGGGUGUGAGUGAGUGUGUGUGUUUUGUUCCUCUGCUUCUUAAUAGUAUCAUCAUAUCAUAACAUAUAUAUAUAUAUAAUACCACCAUUGGUAUAUGAUAUGAUAUAUUUGUGUAUUGUUUGAAAUUGAAUGGCCUUGGUUUCAUUCCUCCUCCUCCUUCAUCUUCCUGGUUAUUUUAUUCUUUGGUUACCACCCUCAUUCAAACCUUUACAUUCAUCACCACCACCUUUACUUUGACUUUUACUUCCGGGAGAAAAUUCUGGGUUUAAACUUUUGUGUUUAACAAAUGUUUGAAGAAAGGAAACGUGGUGAAGAAAGGAGAGGUAGUAAUUUGCACACAAAUGAUUCCACAACUACUUCUUGUAGAUUCAGUUCCCCAACAAUGGUUCAUGGAAAUAUCAAUAACAACAACAACAACAACAGAAACAAGUGUUCUUCCCAUGAAAGAAGAAGACUUAUUACUGGCUCAUCAUCAUCAUCAUCAUCAUCAUCUUCAUCUUCAUCUUCAUUUUCAUCCUCCUCUGGUUUAAAACCUCAGGAUGCAGAUUAUCCACAGCCUCAACUCAUUGAAGAAGUAGAGGCUCUGAUCUUAGCAAGAGUACCAAGAUCAGAUUAUGGAACAAUCUCUCUUGUUAAUAAGAGAUUCUUAUCACUUAUCAAGACAGGAGAGAUUUACAACAUAAGAAAACAGAUCAAGUUUAAAGAACCAACUGUUUUCAUGCUUGCUUCAGGUGAGCAGAGAUGGUGGGCUUUUGAUGGUCACCAUUUCAACACACUUCGCCAACUUCCCAUUUUACCAGCUGAGUUUCCCUUUCACAAUGGUGAUAAAGAGACCCUUUGUGCCGGAACCCAUCUCUUAGUUUCGGGCAAUGAACACGAAGCUGGACCAACUGUUUGGAUUUACAACUUGGUUACCAACCAAUGGUUUAGAGGCCCUCCUAUGAUUAACUCAAGGAACAUGUUUGCUGCAGCUACUUGUGGAACCUUUGGUUAUGUUGCAGGAGGUGUUGUCAAGACCGGGAUUGGUUAUGAAUCCGAAAAGAAGUACACAAGCUCAGCUGAGAGAUACAAUCCUGAGUCUAAAUCAUGGGAAGCUCUUCCAAACAUGCAUAGAAAAAGAGGGUCUUGCUCAGGUUUUUACAUGGAUGACAGGUUUUUUGUCAUUGGUGGUGAGAACAUGGAAGGGAAUCUUACAUGUGCUGAGGCUUUUGAUGAGAAAAGAAGGAAAUGGGAUUUGAUUCCUAACAUGUUAGCUGACAUGCCAGUGUUGAAUCCCAGGUCUCCGCCGCUUGUUGCAGUGGCUAAUAAUGAACUCUAUUCACUUGAGCCUUCAACAAACCAGCUGAUGGUUUAUGUGAAAAAAACUCAGUCAUGGAAGAGACUUGGACCUGUUCCUGUUAGAGCUGAUGCCAUGGGGGGAUGGGGUGUGGCUUUUAAGUCACUUGGGGUUGAGCUUCUUGUCAUUGGUGGUAAUGCUAAUGCCUUUGCUGGUCCUAUGUUGAUAUACACUUGUUGUCCUGACCCCAAUGCUAGGGAGCUGAACUGGAGGCGCGUUGAGGUACCCCGAAACAGGCUGCAGCCCUUCAUUUUCAAUUGCUCUGUCAUGUUAGUUUGAAUGAAGCUUUCUUACUUUGCUUUUAUCAUGGUGUGUGAUUUUUUGUUUUUGUUUUUGUUUUUGGUUGAGGCUAUAAAUAAGAGAGAGAGGUACAUUACAUACAAGGAGUUUAAAAAGAGAGUUGUCAAAUGACAUCUUCUUCUUCUUUUUUCUACUAGCUUUGAUGAUAAGUUCUUGUGUUUUGUUGUGUACCAUACCAUAUUGGCCUUUGGUUUUAAGAUGAAAUUUUUGUAAUUUGCUGAUGAUUUCAACUGUUGUCUGCUCUGUAAUUUUUCUCUCUUUUGUUAAGACACAAGAGGAAGCUUCUUAAGAA